AGAGAGAGAGAGAGAGAGAGAGAGAGAGAGAGAGAGAGAGAGAGAGAGAGAGAGAGAGAGAGAGAGAGAGAGAGAGAGUUUAAAGUGGAGGUGUGUGUGUAGUAGUAGUUGUAGAAGCGAGGCAGGCAGCACACGCGGGCACUCACUCUCGCUCCCACAUGUGUAUCGGGCGCUCAGGUGCUUCCCAGAGGGUCUAGUCUGAACUUGAACCCCGACCCUCGGACCCGCAGCAUGGGGUCCCACCGGAGACCACGACCCUCCAGCGGCAUGGGGUCCCACCGGAGACCCGGGGUGCUGGUCAUGCUCUGCCUGCUGGUCGCCGGCACCGUGGCGGGGCUUGGAGUCUCCGAGUCCCCGGAGGAGGGGACCGGAGCAGCGGUGCUCCCCGGCUGUCCCGCCCGCUGUCAGUGUGAGAUGGACGGGCUGCUGCACCGGCUGGACUGCUCGGACCUGGGACUCAGCGACAUCCCCGCGGACCUCAGCGUCUUCACGUCCUACCUAUACACCUGUCCAUCUCUGUCUCUGUCUAUCCAUCUAUCUUCAUAUCUUUCUGCCUGUCCGUCUGUCUGCUUGUUUGGUCUGCCUGCCUGUCUGUCUGUCUCUGAACUUUUUCUUUCUCUCAACAGCCGUCUAGAUGCCAAUCAUAUUUCAAGUGUUCCCAUUGGCUCAUUCUCUGGGCUCCAUACUCUUCGCCACCUGUGGCUGGAUGAUAAUUGGCUGAGUGAGGUGCCAGUCAGAGCUCUAAGCGACCUGCCCGCCCUCCAAGCCAUAACAUUGGCUCUCGAACACAUCACUCACAUCCCGGAUCACGCCUUCAGCAACCUCAGCAGUCUGGUGGUGCUGCAUCUCAACAACAAUAGGAUCGUUACCAUGGGAACCAGCUGCUUCCAUGGUCUCCACAGUCUGGAGACGCUGGAUUUGAACUACAAUAACCUGGUAGAGUUUCCCAGCGCCAUCAGUUCACUCAGUCACCUCAAGAGCUGUACGUACCACUGCAACAGUAUCCAGUCCAUCCCAGAGCACGCCUUCACAGGAAACCCCUCUCUGAUCACCAUAUUUUUCUACGACAACCCUAUCCAGUCCGUUGGUCGCUCAGCUUUUGAAAACUUACCGGAGCUACGGACACUGUCUCUGAACGGAGCUGCUGAUCUCACAGAGUUCCCAGAUCUGUCAGGAACCCGGAACCUGGAGAGCCUCACCAUAACUGGAGCUCAGAUCGUCUCUCUCCCUCCAUCGGUGUGUGAAGGGCUUUCAAACCUCCGUCUCCUUGACCUGUCGUACAACCAGAUCCGGUCCCUGCCAAGCAUGUCUGCCUGUGAGAGCAUCCAGAAGAUUGACCUCCACCACAACCAGAUAGAGGACGUUCUGGAGAACACCUUCCAUGGGCUGAUGUCCCUGGAGUCCAUAGAUUUAUCGUGGAACAAACUUUCCUCUGUGGCUUCGGAAGCCCUUUCUGGUCUGCCAGCGCUGGUGAAGCUUGACCUGUCAUUCAAUCAGCUGUCGUCUUUCCCUCUGACUGGUCUGCAAGGUCUGAGUCACCUGCGAUUGGCCGGAAACUCAGAGCUUAUGGAGUUUAUUCCAAGAGAUAGUCUGCCGAGAGUCAGGGUGGUGGAGCUCCCCUAUGCGUUCCAGUGUUGUGUGUUUGUGUCGUGUGAGAGGAGAGGGGAGAAAGACGGGGGAGAGGGGGAGGCCGUCUCCCCUCGGGAACGACAGGACGUCCCGGUGCGGAGAGAAGACCCGGACUGGGAACAGCUCCUGUUGGACGAUGAGCAGAAGUCUCAACACACAGUGCAGUGCAGCCCGGCCCCAGGUCCGUUCCGACCGUGCCUCAGCCUCUUUGGCAGCUGGCUGAUCCGCGCGGGGGUGUGGCUUAUCACCGCGCUGUCAUUGGUCAGCAACGGGCUGGUGAUGCUGUCCGUCUUCCUGUCCCCUUCCUCCUGGGCCACGCCCCCCAAGCUGCUGAUUGGCUGGCUGGCCGUAGUGAACAGCCUUAUGGGGGUCUGGAGCGGCUGGCUGGCCGUGGUGGACGGCUGGACCUUCAGCAGCUUCUGGAGGUACGGGGUCCAGUGGGAGAGGAGCUUCCUGUGCCGGUUCAGUGGUUUCCUGUGCGUGUUCGCCUCCCAGACCGGCCUCUUCCUGCUCACGCUGCUGGCCCUGGAGAGGAGCCUGGCCCGGGCCCGGGCCCCGCCCCCUGGGGAGGCCCCGCCCCCCCGGGGAGGCCCCGCCCCGCCCCCCUUCUCGGUGCGUCUGGCCGUGGGUCUCUGCUUCCUGCUUGGUCUGGCCGUGACCAUGCCCCCCCUGCUGGCGGGCCACAGCGCUACAGCGCUCUGCCUGCCGCUGCCCUCCCCCUCCUCCUCCCCCUCCUCCCUCUCCUCCUCCCCUUCCUCCUCCUCCUCCUCUUCCUCGUUGGCCUUCUGCGUCUCCCUGCUCCUGCUGGACUCCUGCUGCUUCCUGGUGAUGACACUCGCCUACGCGCGCCUCUACUGCCGCGCCGGCGGCGGCGGCGGCGACCGCAAGCCCCCCCCCGGCGACGGCCCCCCCGGCGACGGCCCCGCCUCCGGGCCGCCGUCACCGUGGGAGCGGGACGGGGCGCUGACCCGCCACGUGGCCUGGCUGCUCUUCUCCGACUGCCUCCUCUUCCUCCCCGUGGCCUUCGCCUCCUGCUCCUCCCUGCUGCGGCUCCCCGCGCGGGGACCGGCCGCCCUGAGGGGGGUCCUGCCUGUGGUCCCGCUGCCCGCCUGCGUCAACCCCCUGCUCUACCUCCUCUUCUCCCGCCCCGCCCGCCGCCAGCUCCGCGCCCUGGGGCGCCGGGUCCUGGGGGCCCUGGGGGGGGGGCCCCGGGCGGCGUCGGAGCCCUGGUGCGACGAGGACGCGGAGAAGCAGUCGUGUGACUCUACGCAGGCGCUGGUGGCCAUGAGGAGGGUGGGGGGCGAGGAGGAGGGGGAGGGGGAGGAGGAAGAGGAGGAGGAGGAGGAGGAGGAGAGAGGAGGAGGAACGAGACCUCCGAUGGCGUGUGUUGCACCGUGUCUUUAGGCUAACACACACACACACACACAUGCGCGCGCGCACACACACACAUACAGACUCACACACCGCACACAUGCAAACACAAUCACACACAAACAUUCACACAACCACACACGCACACACCAAGUUUGCAUACAAACACGCACACACACACGCGCAGACAUACACACGCACACACGCGCGCACACACACACAAUAAUCCAGGAUAAGCGGAUAUACUUUCUGGAUCAAAUCCCCAAUUUCCUCAUUUGUUAGUGCGAGUCAAAGCACGAGUCUAUCUGGUAUCUGAAUAAAGGUUAAAUACAAGUUAAUGAAUCCACCUAUGGAACCAAACACAGGCUGCAUUAUCACUUUGACGAGUGGCAACAUUGCUAUGAUUAAAAACCUCCCGACUUUACAAAUGAACUGAAUAAAAUGUAGCAAGUCAAAUAUUUCAUAUCCACAAUUAUCCUCCUAAUGUUCUUCUACUGUGUGUGUGUGUGUGUGUGUGUGUGCGUGUAGCUGUCUGUGUGUGUGUGUGUGUGUGUGUGUGUGUGUUGUGUGUGUGUGUGUGUGUGUGUGUGUGUGUGUGUGUGUGUGUGUGUGUGUGUGUGUGU
Molecule: messenger RNA, 3623 nt
Organism: Gadus macrocephalus (Pacific cod)
Lineage: Eukaryota; Metazoa; Chordata; Actinopteri; Gadiformes; Gadidae
Product: leucine-rich repeat-containing G-protein coupled receptor 5-like
Biological process (GO): G protein-coupled receptor signaling pathway
Cellular component (GO): membrane
Molecular function (GO): protein binding; G protein-coupled receptor activity
Source: RefSeq, a predicted model, not a curated record